AUGGAAUCGGAAGCAAUUCCUCGUUCCUUGUAUGCAUUCUCCGAAGUGACUCUUUCCACACCUUGGGCAGGUAGUAGCAGCAGCGGGAGCCGCACCCUUUCGGCUUCCUCUGAUCCGGUUCCGCCCGGGUCCGACCCGAAGCCGGCGGAUGAGGAUACGACACAGGAGGAGGAGGAGCAGCCGAGUGAGGAGGAGCCGACGACUGAGGAGGAGCCGACUGAGGGGGAUUCGUGCCCAGGCUAUUUUUCUUGCCUCGUGUGCAACGAAACUUUCGAGAAUAGACAUAAUCUAACGAACCAUGAAAUAAGCCGCCACGGUGAGGAUGAGGAUGAGGAUGAGGAUGAGGACGAGGACGAGGACGAGGACGAGUACGAGUACGAGGAGGAGGAGGAGGAGGAGGAGGAGGAGGAGGAGGAGGAUGGGGAUGAUCAUUGA
Erythranthe guttata (spotted monkey flower) is the source of this 435-nucleotide messenger RNA. The record is from RefSeq and is a predicted model, not a curated record. Lineage: Eukaryota; Viridiplantae; Streptophyta; Magnoliopsida; Lamiales; Phrymaceae.